This is a messenger RNA of Canariomyces notabilis, 1383 nucleotides long. RefSeq names its product amidohydrolase 2. Lineage: Eukaryota; Fungi; Ascomycota; Sordariomycetes; Sordariales; Chaetomiaceae. The transcript has 2 exons. Gene Ontology annotation, biological process: secondary metabolic process. Gene Ontology annotation, cellular component: cytoplasm; cytosol. Gene Ontology annotation, molecular function: carboxy-lyase activity; hydrolase activity. Bases 229 to 1290 code for a protein of 353 amino acids. The record is from RefSeq and is a predicted model, not a curated record.
GGCGCGAUCACGUGGCACCACUGGGUUUCAUUUCUCCUGAGUUCAACCCUAACCCUCACACCUACAAUUCACUUACACAGUUACACUGCGCUCGAAGGAGUCGAGGACAACAUGAAAGUUGGGGUUAGUCCGGGAACUCCGGACAUCUCCUCCAAGACAUGAUCUUCCUCAGAAGUAGCCCAAACAUCCCAUAUUACGUUCCCGAUCUCAGGCAGAGCAGUCAGCACAAUGCUUCCUCCCUUGAUCGCCCUAGAGGAGCACUUCUUCUCGACCAGAGCCCCUGACUCCCUCAAGGCGAGCUACUCGGAACAGUUCAAACAUGUCGACUCGGUCUACGCCAAGUUGACCGACAUGGGCCAACUCCGGCGGCAAGACAUGGAUGCCGGCGGCGUCUCUCUCCAGGUGAUCAGCCACGUCCCCGGCCUGUGUUCGUAUGACGCCUCGGCGUGCCGCGCCGCAAACGAUCAGCUCUUUUCGGCCAUCCAAGCCGAGGAACGUCGCGCAGCCUCAUCUCAGAAAGAGGAUGCCUCGGAUGGCGCAACCGAUCGUCCCGGUCGCAAACCCCCCUCCUCCCGCUUCGCCGGCUUCGCGGUCCUGCCCAUGCAGCAACCCGACGAGGCGGCGGCGGAGCUGCGGCGUGCCGUCACCGAGCUGGGGUUCGUCGGGGCGCUGAUAGACAACCACUGCGGCGGGGGCAACCGCUUCUAUGACGGGGCCGAGUACGAGUCGACGUUCUGGGCGGCCGCCGAGGAGCUGGGCGUGCCCGUGUACCUGCACCCGACGUGGCCGGGGGACGACGACUCGGCGACGGCGCGGUUCCGCGGCAACUUCUCCGAGGCCGCGGCAGUCAGCCUGGGCUCGAGCGGGUUCGGCUGGCACGCCGAUACCGCCCUGCACGUGCUCCGGCUGUUCGCCUCAGGGCUUUUUGAUCGGCGCCCCCGGCUCAAGGUCAUUAUUGGGCAUAUGGGCGAGAUGCUUCCGUUCAUGCUGCAGCGCAUCGAGGCGCUGAGUCGGCGCUGGGGUGACUUUCAGCGGGAUUUUAGGACCGUCUAUGACGAGAAUAUCUGGAUCACCACGAGUGGCGUCUGGAGCCUGGAUCCGAUGCGGUGCAUCCUGGCGAACACGAAGAUUGACCACAUCCUGUAUAGUGUCGACUAUCCGUUCCAGAAGAAUGAGAUUGGGCUGGAGUGGGUUAGGGAGCUUCAAGAGAGCGGCCUUGUCGGUGACGAGCAGCUCCGGGCUAUCGCGUAUGAGAAUGCUGAGAAGCCUUUUGGUGGUUUUAGCGGCUAGCAAGGCUGACAUACCGCCAAGUCCAUGUUGUUGACAUGGAACAUUGGGAAAUGGUGGAAUUGCCCCGGAAUUAAAGACCAGGAGUGAGCAAAA